GUUUUAUUUUGAUAUUAAAAUUAAUUUUUAUAUUAUUUUAGAAUUAAAAGGAUUUUAAAAUAUACAUAAUUUAUCUUAUACUUUUUCGUAUCGACGAUAUAAAAGUACUUGGGAUCAACUCUUUAUUUUAAAGAUUUAUUAAACUACUACUCGAAAAUGAAGUUUAUACUCGUAGCGAUGAUAUUAGUGGUGAAUGUUUACUCUUACCCUUGUCAAAUGCUAGAAAUUUCACCGCAAUCAAAAAGUGACAGAAGCAGAUAUUUGGCAUUAGAUACCUCAAAUGGUUAUCCAAUGUAUAUUCUAAUGCCCGAAAUAGCUUUAUCCGGGUUGGGUUCUCGAAAUUACCCAUAUUUAAAACGAAAAUGGGAUGAAUUCCAAUCUUGGGGGAAGAGAGCUGAUUGGAAUAAGCUGAAUUCUUGGGGUAGACGCAAAAGAUCGUUGAUAUUCAAUAAGUCCUCGAAUAAAAAUUUCCCAGGGGAAAGCAAUAUUGGAUCUUCCUUCCUGCUUCAGCCCUGGACUAAAAAAGAGAAAUGGACUGCCCUUAGUAGUUGGGGAAAACGAGAUUCAGAUGCGGAGAAUAAAGGAAUGCUAUUGGUUCUAAAUAUGCCAUAUAAGAAUCUAGAUUACGAUGACCAAAGUCCUCAUAUGAUAAACAUUGAUGAAAAUAACAAUUUGAAGAGAGGCUGGAACAGUCUUAAUUCAUGGGGGAAACGGGUUAAAGACCCUCAAAUGGAAAUGGGCAAUAAUGAUAAUGGAAAUAACUUAUGGGAAAAGAGACCAGAUGAUUGGAGAGAGUUUCACACAUGGGGUAAACGCAAAUUCUGACCUAAAUAAUAUGAUUUUCAAUUUGCAAUUUAUUUAAUAAUCUAUCGAUGUGUUGUUCACGCUAAAUGUAUGUCUUUUUGGCUAAAGUUGUUAAAUUUAUAAUAUAAGCACAAACUAUUUGUAAAAGUUAUUUAUAUCGGUUAAAGAUUCUUUGUUAUUAU
This is a messenger RNA of Gordionus sp. m RMFG-2023, 986 nucleotides long. Its product is annotated as prothoracicostatic peptide-like. The transcript is spliced from 4 exons. NCBI's taxonomy places the organism in Eukaryota, Metazoa, Nematomorpha, Gordioida, Chordodea, Parachordodidae. Bases 157 to 825 code for a protein of 222 amino acids. The record is from RefSeq and is a predicted model, not a curated record.